Molecule: messenger RNA, 14317 nt
Organism: Paramuricea clavata
Lineage: Eukaryota; Metazoa; Cnidaria; Anthozoa; Malacalcyonacea; Plexauridae
Source: the annotation of a GenBank genome assembly
CUCCAUGGGUGAUGACCAAUGAUAGAUUGAUAGGUGAUGUCGAUGAAUGCCAAGUACUUUAAAAUUAACGUACGCAUCAUAAGAUUACGAGAAGCAGUAUCUUUUUAACGGGGUCCAGUUCAUACAAUUAUCCAGUUUGUUGGACUCGUGCCUCAUCAGUGGCAAUGUAAAUACAUGUCAUGCACCAAUUGUGUACUUCACAUGUACUGCAGGUAAGUCGUGGGUCAUGCCUUCAUAGACUUAACGUCAUCAUUGCUCAGUAUAUAAACUUAUGUAGUUCAUAUAAACUAUACCUGAAAAUGACUAGAAGGGGGGCCUAGGAGCACUUUGGCGUUUCGAGCGAAAGCAUUAAUUAGUAUGUCAUUCACAACCUUCUGUGUCUUCUGUGAUGACGUUCAGAGUCCAGCUUAUCAGUUACGUAAUCGGCAUAAACUUUCUGUCAUUUUCUAUAAAUCUUUCGUGUUUUGCUAGUAUCAUUGUAUUAACAGCUGAGACUGAAUCUAGUCAAUUAUAUGAAUUGCAAAAAUUGCAUGUGUAAAGGACCUAUACGAUGUGUGAUGCAUCACCGAAGUUCCAUUCAGAUUAAUCUGUUGGGAUUAGAUUUAUAGAAUCUGGAUUAGGAUUUGCUUAAUCAAAGCUGAAGAUAUUGUUGGUACAAUCUUGAAUUGGAAAAUUUAAAUGUUUGCACAUGCAAAUUUACCGAGUGAUGAAAACGCGUGAAACUCAUGUUUUUUACCAUCUGGCAUCUGAUUAAAAAAUUGUCUCGUCUCAAGCCAAAAUAGUUUGAUAAUUGAUGUAUGUAUAUAUUCAAAUUAAAGAUUGAUAAUGAUAUAAAAACACGAUGAAAGACGGUAUGGGGACUCACUAAUAUCUGGGAUGAUUGACACGGCAUAAAAUCUGCAAUGCUAGCAAUGCUGAUCAAAUACACACACAUUUUGUUUCUAAAAUCAGUUUUUUUAGAUCAUAUUAGAUAUUUACACAUAAGAUAGAGUCAUCUUAUAUUCAUAAUAAUUUAAUUAGAAUAAAAUCUUUUCAGUAUAUUUACAUAUAAAGGGAAAAAAUGUGUGUAUUUCGUUAUGCUAUAUAUUAUAAGAUAAUUUUAUAGCUUUUAUGUGUUUUAUAAUUUUCUGACUUUUAUUAUUUGUUUGCAUGUGUGCGCGUACAGAACAUGUGUGUAAUUUUAUAGAUGGCCAAAUAAUCUUCUCUACAUACGCGUGUUCUGAACCUGUGAAAAAUAGAGAAAUAAGAUCAGAGAUUUGAAGAUCCAUUAGAGGUGUGCAAAUCCGAUCGGAUUCGUUCGGAUUUCGGAACAAAAAUAUACAUUUCAGAUCGGAUCGGAUUGAUAAAGUUGUUUCGUAGUCGGAUCGGAUCGGACUUCGAUAUUCGAAAUAAACUUAUCUUAUGAAUUAAUUAUCCACGCAUUAUUGCAAGAAUUAAUUAUCCAUGCAUUUAUCAAAGCAUUAUUGCGGUUGUCGCUGCAGUUCGUUUGAUACUUCAAUUGGACGUCACUUUGUCAGCUUUUUGACAUGUAUUUUUUGUUUUUAUAUUUAUUUGGUUAAAACAUUUCAACUUGAAUGAGAAAUUUAUUUUGUUAAAGGAUUCUUCGGAUCGGAUUGGAAUUCUUUAUCACAACUCGGAUCGGAUUCGGAUUAGACAAUUUCGGAUCGGAUCGGAUUUUAAACAUUAGCCAAUUGUUGGGUUAUAAACGUCCAAUCCGAUCCGAUGCACACCUCUAAGAUCUAUAUUCUUCAAUGUUUAGCCUGAAUGGUUUAGGAUAAGCAGCCAAUGACACAGAAAACUAUAACUACAUUUAUGAUUUUUUUUCUGUGUUGGUGUUGUGUACUCAGGUGAAUAUGAUGCUUGUGAUGUUACUCUGGGUGUAUAUCCACACCGAGCGAGCUUGAAAAAUAUGCAUUAUUAUAUUUAUGAUUAUGAAGUGCACAUGACAUAACUGGAAACUGUUCCUAAAUAUAUAUAUAUAUAUAUUGUAUUUUACAAAUUAUAGUGUGAAGCUUGUGAUUAGGUGGAAAUAUUAGAACAGUUCAUUAGUUAUAGCAUCUUACUUCUGAAGUCUCGCUUCUUAAUUUUUCUUGAAAUUCCUCCAAUUUUAUGUUUGCUUUUCUCAAAGUUUCUCGCAUUAUGGCGUCUUCAACCUAUCAAAAAAGAAAUUCAUUUUCGUUGUUAUGUUUAUCGUCAUACGAAUCUACUUGAAACUAUUAAACAUGGUUUCUUUUCAUGCUGAAGAAUAAUAUUCAUUAGUGCCAUCUAGUGACAAUCUAGUAAUCCGAUUGUUCCAAUAUUAUAUAAUACUUUUGUUUGUGGAAACACCACGUGAAUUUAUUUUUUCCAAUGUUGUCUCUUCAUUGUUUUGAAGUUCUUAAUGUUCUCCAUGCCAUUCACACAUUCACUGUUAUGACGUUAAAACAAGGGAACUAAUCAGGACAGUCCUGCAGCUGCAUUUAACUCUCUGCCAGAUUGUUUGCGAAAUUGCAAAGAUUUCAACAUUUUUAGAACAAGUGUGAAAGUCCAUCUUACAGACUUUGCCCACGAGAGGCUCGGGCCGGGGUAUAAAUGACUAUGUUUUGUUACAUCUGUUUUGUGAAAUUUGUACUGUGACUGGUUAAUGUACUGUAUAGAUUUAUUAACUCUUCACAGCUACACAUUGUAAAUAUAGCUAGAACUUGUUAAUGUAGAAUUUAGUUAAUUUAGUGAUAGAAGAGCCAUUUCAAUUUGGAAUCGCUAAUAAAUCACUAUUAUCAUUAUUUUUAUUAUUAUUGAGAAAGGACCUUAGCUGUGUCUUCGUCAAACAUCAGAUAUCCAACUCCAUCUAAUUUUAUUAUAUUUAACCAGCCAACAAAUAUAACACAAACACCAUUCAUUAUGAAAAGGCUUCGUAGAAAGACCUAUAUGACGAGUGAAAGAAGAUAUUAGUAUCUGGGACGAGUGAAAGAUGAUAUUAGUAUCUGGGACAAGUGAUGGGGAGGACACGCCCUUCGCUAGUAACCCCUUUCGGAACGUCGCUUUUUAUGAAGCAGCAUUCUUGUGACAGUUUCUGCCAGUACAUCUAAUUGUAGAUUAGGUAUAAAAGAGAAAUGGUAUACCUUAUCUUUCUCUUUGUAAAAGUCAACAUUCUCUGGAGGAACAGUCUGUGAGUCAGCUUGCUUUGGAAACAGCAGUUCUAUGUUCACUCCUACGACCGUGAAUGCCUUGAACAAUAAGGGAAAACCCACCAAUUUAGUAAUAUGAUUGACACUAUUGCAUGAGAAUGAGAUCCUAUCAGUGAAUUAGUUGAACAACUUGUUAUUGAACGUCUUCUAUUUUCUAAUUACAUGUAAUUGUGAGUGCAUGGUUGCACAUGUGCAUGAGGUUUAAAAUCUGUACAAUAAUAUGUUUCAAUAAAACAAUUUUCACAUGCUCUUUAUAGGAAGUACAUUAACUAAACAUAUAUAUGUUAACCAUAAACAGUUAUUAGAAACAGCACUGGAUAAAUUUAGGACAUAAAAAGGAUACAAAUAUACUAGCUGUUGUGAUGUCAUUUCUUUAACAUUGUGAGUGCAUGGCUUUAUUAUGCAUUGUUUAAAAAUCACUCUGAAAAUCACUCCCCUGGAGAAUGCUAUCAUAGAAGGAUAUGAAAUGGAGAGAGGUGUGAGACCAAAUUGGGUGUACAGUAAACAGCUAGUGCAAGUACUUACAAUAGAAGUAUUUCCCUCUCUGCAUUCCGUUUGAAAACGAAGUUGACGUUCUUCUAACGGCCUGUCUCUGUAACCUACGUAUUUUAUCUGCAAGCAGGCACAAAAAUCAAGUGUAAAUAAACUCUAUUUUAACCAGUUUUUCUAAUCAUAUUUAGCCAAUCUCAAUUAGGUCAUGAAAACAAAAUAAACCUUUAGAGAGGUUACUAUAUAUAGUAUACUGAACAAAAUGUAUCCAAGCACACAACUAGAUAACUUAUAAGCUACAAACUUAUAUUCUUUAUUUGCAUUUACCAAGCUUGCCAAAAUGCACCAUUAAUAAAAUAUUUUUAUUCAAAUCAAAUAUAUCUUUCAUACUGAAAUUUUCAUUGCAAUUAUUUGGUAUAUCUUUAUAUUGUAUUAUCUAAUAUCUAUCUUCAUACAUAUUAUAUUUGCAGUCAAUAAAAAAAUGCUGUUCUUCUGUUAUAAUAUAAAUAAUUUUCUGGUUGGAAUAGGGCAAGCCCAAGGGCUGCAAAGUACAUGGUCAUCAGUGGACUUCAAUCAAUGGGAUGCUAUUCUAAAAUUAGAAAAUAACAGUUCUAUCUAACAGUUGUCUUCAAGCUUAAAAUCAAUGAACUCUCUUCUCUCAUGCAGUUGCUAUAUAUUUGGUAAUCAUAUGCAAAACCAUCAAUUGAAACAGAAUGCCUUUUCAUUGACAUUUGUUUUAAUAAUAAUAAUGGUAAACUAUUUGCUUUAUCUUUACAGUAUUAUUUCACAUCAAAUCUAUGUAUUAUAUGUACCAUCAGUAUGAAAGAACUAUUGCUGUUCUUGGUGUUGUAAUAUGCAAAGUUUUAUAGGUAUAACUUGGUCACAAUGCAUGAGUGCUAAUUUAGAACUAGAAAAUAAUAGAUAUAUUAAAGUAUAACACUAUAAUACUACAGCAGUUUCCUUUAAAGUUAAAAUCAGUACUCUCUAUAUUAUUAUUUUGCAUCUGCAAGGUCAUCAGUUGGAACAGAGUGCCACUUCUUUGAGAUUUUUUAAUAGUAAUAGUUGGUUGCCUAGCUUGAUUUGGUUGCCUAGAUUUCGUUGCCUAGAUUGUUGAUUUGGUUGUCUAGCUUGAUAAGCCCUUAUGGUUUUUCUAGGUUUUUACCAAUAUAACCAACCUAGUCAAUCCACAAAAAAAAACUAUUGUCAAAAUCUAUUAUGGUUAGAAUAAGAAUUGUUGUUGUUGUUGUUGUUUUUGUUUUUGUUGCUUUAUCUAUCCAGUAAUUUCGUAUCAAAUAUACGUGCUAUCAAUGUGAAAGAACUUGCUGUGCUUGUUGUUGUAAUCAAAUACAACGUUUUAUAGUUGAAAUAAGUCAAACCCAACUGCUGCAAGCUAUAGGUAGAUGGUCAUGGUCUUCAAUCAAUGAACAUACUUAUAAUUUCAUGGAAUUUUUACACUGCACUUGACUAGUGGUACCCCAACUCAAUAUAUAAAAUAAUAAGCCAAGGUGAAUACCAUGCAAACUCCAAGGAGGGACUUUAAACUUGAAGUUUAGGGCUCUCUAGAGCUCUAUAGGACAUUUAGAGAUGUCAAAUAAUUUCGAAAGUUUUAGUGGACUCUGAUUAAUCGUUAAGAAAUUCACACAACAAAUCUCAUCAUGCAUAUUUUACUGUCUAUCAUUGACUGGAAUGCCUCUUCCUUGACAUUUUUUAAUAAUGCAUGUUAUAUUCAUCCCUGUUUCCUGAGUUCCUUUUUCCUGGGCAAAUAUAUACUUCAAUACAUCUGCAGUGUGUGUUCUCAUGGGUGUAUAGGGAACGUUAUCGGCUGGGGUGUACUUUUUAGCCCCGUGGAUGUUAUGACUAUUUUUCCUGGCCAUCCCAUUUCCAUAUGAAUGUUCAGGUUUAAAACACGCGAUCGUUAGUAUUGGAGAGUCAUAAGAAACAAUCUUUAUAUAUUAUAUUUAAACCGUAUGUAGUUAUUUGAAAUUGAUGUCUGUGUGUAAUGCAGUAACACACAUGUUUGCCUGCAACGUGCAAACUGUUGAAAUCCACAACCUGUGAUAUUAAUUAGAGAAUAAACGCGUUCUGAUAACGGAACUACAUUUAUCUUUCAUUUGCAGAACUUGUAAUCAUGCAUUGUUGCUACGUGUUAUUAUUUAUUUGAAUGCAGGGUUUCUGCAGUUUUGUCUCGCAACUCAACUGUAGAAAUUCUAUAGCCUUCAAUGGUAAUGGCGCCAUUAUCGUUAGAGCCGAACAUGACUGAUUGUCAUAUUUGAAUAAGGCAACAAAUGUAGGAUUUACUGAAUCUCAAACCGUUCAGGUCUUUCAGUUUGAGGAAAUACAGGAUAGUUGGGUUAAAUGAAAAUGCUUUUCCUAAUACUGACAUGAAUCAUUGAGAUUUUUCUUUGUAGCCUAUAUAUCAUUAAUUUAUAUAACCAGUAUAAUGCAGUGAUGUCUGCUCGAACUUAAAAAUUUACUCAAAAUUCUCUAAUUAAUCCUAAAGAGCUUCUUGACAGGCGUUAUUUACCUGCUGUGCAUGUAUGCAUGCUGAAAAAUCAGUUAACGGUUGAAAUUUUACAAGUAGACUUGUUGAAAAGCCAGUUUCCCUCACUUCGCCAUUCUUGAUUCGCUCGAGGACAAGUGUUUGUAUACAAUUUUCCAAUAACACUUAAACCGAUGCAUGUACAUCGUCAUCGUUGCAACAUGCACACACAAGAUGCAGAAUGCAGACGUGGGAAUAACGAAAUCAGCUGUAAAUGUCUCCAAUUGUGUCAGACUAUCCAAGUUGGUGUUAACAGUGAACAAAGGGAUUUAAACAAUAAUAUAAUAUUUCUUGCAUGUAGCCUUCACACGACAACAUACUGCAGUUUAGACAGCAGCACUUUAAUAAUGCGGAAUGUACACACAUAUCUGUGAUAUGGACAUCUCUAUUUGCUAGUGGCAUCACUGCAUGGCAUGGGAAGAGAUUUACGGGGGAAUUCCAUGGAAACUAUACAUGAUAAAAUAGGGAAGUAAAUCAAAACUAUUACAACAGUCAAUAAGUUAGCUUGACCCAACUAUGAACUUCGAGCUAGAGAGAUUAUUACUUGGUUGCAGUUUGAAUCAUAUUCGUUCGUUUAUCAUUCCUAAUUUCAUUCAUGUAAAAGCAUUUGUUUAUUUUCAUCCAGCCAAAACAAAGACAGAUAUAUAUUUAUUUAUUUACAGAUUUAUUUUUUAUUCAUCUAAUAUUCUCGGUGUAUUACUGUGACAUUGAAUCAUCAAUAACUGAUAUUGCACAAUAGCUUAUAAAAAGACUGCAGCCGUUCAAAGUGACAAAGCCAGUUUAAGCUGCCACAGACAUGCAAUUAUCCUCGUAUUUCAUCCAAAUAUUUUGUGUACUAAGCCUGGCUGUAACUGCUAGUAGUCAAUAAUAUUGCACAGAACAAAACGAAAGUGACUGCAGCCAUUAUCAUGAUCUACUCGUUAGUCUCCUUGGCAAUUUGAAUUAAACUGGCAACUUCCAAGCUCAUGCAUGUUGAAUGCCGAUUCUUCCUUGAAUUGACUCGGUUCAAUUUUACAGUAAUAGUUUCUGUGCAGCAUUCAUGAAACAUUGCCCUGUAUGUUCGAAGACGAGUGAAGGUCGGCUAAUUUGUAUUUUAUAAAAUCCGGAGAACAAGUAUCCAACACGAACGCAGACGAGGAAUCUUUUCAGUGAAUUCUUUGCAAUUCUAUUCUGUACAAUUUGUGCUUAAAGUUAUGCAAAAGUAUAUCGAUACAGAAAGCAGUAUAUAUUUCUAAAUCUCUAAAACGAACUAGUUCUACUUCUGAGAACAGUUUAUAAGGGAUACUGUACGUGCAGUGUAACAUUCGUAUCCGGCUAUAUUCAGAUAUAAAAAAACGAUGAUACCUUCGUGCAUGUUAAUUAUAUAAAUUGAUACAUCUACGCAAGACUUCAGCGAUCUUACCUCAGUCUCCCGCGAUAGUUUCUGAAAUAUAUCAUCAUUCUGAAACCUCUCGUUCUGGUUUGCAACAACUCGGGGCAUUUUCACGUUAGCGGCAGCGAGCUAGUGUUGCAUGCAAAACUUGGACGCUGCAUUACAAGUCAAAACACUCUUCAGCGAGAGCAGGUAGCAACUGUAAACAUACUGGUACGGGCAAUUGCAUACAUAAGCUAGCGGUGAAGGACAAACUCCUUACGGACUCACGCAAUUUCGAACUUUUAAAACUGCGAGCGUGUAUUCCGCUCUGUAGCUAUUGGUCGCUUUGUCGUCGGCCGUCAUGGGCCCGACUCUGACACGUAAGUGAAUAUUCGAGAGCUUACGAGAUCACUCGACCAUUGUCUCUCGAAUUUCGACGAUACGUAGCGUCACGAUGGCGCUACGAUGGCGCUACGUCAAGACUGGAGUGUUAUUUCAAGUACACUUUUACAAAACAUUUACGGUUUAAAAUCACAAUGGGAUUGUAUAGUCAUUACACGAAAAUAACGCAAGCGUACAGCAUGAUCGAGUGCAUGUUUCCUGCUUGCACACGCAAAAUGCAGUAAACGUGCAAGACAGUGAGUGCAUUAUUCGCACUAGCAUGUUCGGUUUCGCCGUUUCGCUAAGCUUUAUCGUGAACAAAUGGUGGUUAUUUGGCAGUUAUAUCAGUAUGGAAAAAUGAUGCCUUUGCUUUGUAUGUGCUAUACAGUAUAGUCUUGUGCUAUACAGUAUAGUCUUAUACAGUUGGAGGUAAAUAAAUAGAAUAAUAGAUUUACUGUAAUUUUUCACUCUUCGUACACUGACCACCAUCAAUCAUCAUGCCAUCGCUUCGGCUGAAAAUUAACGCCAGUUCACGAUAAACAUGCAGGCGACAAGGCUGCAGUUUGAGAUGUUAAUAGUAACUAAUACACUUGCUCAAAAAUAUGUUUUGGUCAACGAUUCUCAUAUUGCCGUUGCCGGUAAAGCUGACAAUAUAAACGUCAGUGUUUUCGGUAGAAAGCGUACUUUGUCUUUGGGCAAUCUUUGCUGCCACAUGGAACGGCCGGAACCCGGGGUAUUAUAAUUGCAACAUUGGUGGACAAUUCCACAAGGCCAGUCUAUAUGAAUUAUGAUUAUUGUCUAUUGUUUUGAAGUUUAUAGUAAAAAAAUUAUCAAAUACCAUCUUUGUUUCAAAAGGUAGUGAUGGUAUACAUACCUUGUAUUUAUUUAUUUAUUGCUAUUCUGUAUUCUUCCAAUCUUGUUAUUUGUAUUGUUGAAAAGUGGCAGUGUGUUAAUAAAUACGAGCACAGGCUUAUCAUACAUGCAUAUUUAUCUAACUCUAACUAACCCUCUAUAUUUGUUUCCGGAAAAAACAGUGGUGUUAAUUGGAUAAAUAUAUCACUGGAGUUUUCAGUACGGAUCGAGAGCUAGUUGUCAAACAAGUGAGCAUGACGGUGGUGUUUUUAACGAAACAAACAGAGUUGUUUGAAGGAUACAACCAUACGGGCUGCUUUUGAGUUAAGUGUUUUUAAUAAAGUUUAAAUCUUUCUCAAUUUUAUAUACGUUUAAAUUACCUCAACAAAUACACAUAUUACAUCGUAUACACAAAACUAAAUUCUGUCCUUUUAUUUACUUAGUUAUUUCACAAGAAAUGUUGAUGGAAAUUAACCUUACGUGAAAAACUGAUAUUGGCAAUACUUUGGCGUUUCGCCGAGCGAAUGCCUUCGUCUUGGAGUCCGAGUACUCUUUUCUCACUCGUCCCCAGUGCUCGUCCCUUUCACGGCUGUAACUAAGUGAGGGAGUAAUGACGAUUGUCAAUGGAUACUAGGAAUAUUAGGGUGGGAGCGAACACCGAACGCGACGGAUGGGCGACGAGCGCGCAAGGUGUGGACGCAAAUAGUAUCAGUUUGGGUUGGGAUUUUAGUGCAAGUACAAUAUUAUAUUCAACGCCUACAUAAACUGGAACACGGUACUUACCGUCGAUAUCGUCCGGGGGUAGUUAUUACCUUGCAUAUUUGGCUGUUUUUUUAUUCGAGUUUCCGUCGAAGCAGGAUUCAUCUGUGAACAUGGAAUGCAAAAUGCGGUUGACCGCACUAUGUGGCGGUACAUGAUCUCGUGAUUAUUUUACAAAGUGCUUGGUGAUGAUGUUUGUUUGCUCUUUUGGUUCGUUUUCCAAGACCAAGUCAGAAGUGGUUAUUGAGGACUAUGAGUCUUUGUGUCUUGAGAAGAACUAAUUUUAUCUAUUAGUUAUAGCUAUGUAUACGACGUCUCUUCAAUCCAAUAAUUAGAAAAUGUUCAAGUCAUCGUGCGGUAUGUCGAGUGUUUUAAUAGAGUUUUUCUAGACCACCACAAAUAUAAUGAAUCGUUAGGGAUUGUCACUCUUGGGAGUUUGCAGUUGUGAAAAUGCCCCGUGUUGUAGAGAAUCAACGAGCUAAAUUUGAAACAGAUCCCGUGUUGCGACAGUUACAAGAAGAUUCCGAGGUUGGUGCAAUCGCGAUCUAUAAAAUUGUAGUUCAUAAACUUAUAUAGUAUAGUCUAAGUUUAGCUUGGGUUCUUCGUAACUGAUUUUCCUUAUUUCAUGCCGUGUUGUCUGCCGUUGAACCGGGCGUAAUAAGCACAUUAUACAAGAAAAGAAUUAAUUGGUCUUAUGUUACAUUCUAUCGCCAUCAACUAUUUUACUUUUUAGUUACAAAUUUGCUAUAUCAGUAUUAUAGUGAUUCGAUUUCUUUUGUAAUUGCAACUUUGUUGAAUUCGUAUAAAACUACCGAAAUUGCGGAAUGACUAAAAUAAGAGCAAUUAUAAGCAUAAUCAUAGGAAAUGUCGAGAGCAUGCAGAUUUUGUUUAUAGCAGGCAUAUUUGUAUUAUUAGUAAUUCAAUGAUCAUUCUGAAUAUUCAAAUUUAAAUGCAUACCUACAUAUUUCUAUUGAGCAAUCAAGCCUAAAAUUUGGCUAAGUCUAGUCUACUUACUUCCGUACAAGAUCCUUGCAGAACAAAUUAAAGACAUUACAUGAUGCUCCAUAAACGUUUUUAAAAUUAAACCAGCUUGCGUAAAAUGUCAUCUGUGUUCUCCCUUGUUUAUUAAUCGUUUUGUAAAAAUGUGUUGUCACACUGUCGUUAAUUUGUAAACUAUUAAUCUUAAAAUAUACUGUUGGCAAAGUAUCUUUCUCUCACACUCUCCCGGAAAUGAUUUCGUUCUCUAGUGAACAGAGUUUGGAACAACUUGUACAAAGCUGAAAGAAAAUUUUGGGUAGUAGGAACAAUUUUAAAAUUUUGGCGCUUAAAUCAUUCAUAUAGUUUUGUCUUUUAGAUCAGAUACAUAGAUCAUUGUGACUGCAGUUUGGAAGAGAGACGAGUUCGUUUUCGUACAGAAUGCCACGAAGGGAGCAGUAAAAUUGUAAGUACACUCACAAAUAUAUAGUCGGCAUGAAUAUCAUCUCUGAAAACAUUUCCAUCACCACAUUAUAUUUAGCCUGGUAAAUAUAAUGUAUUAUUUUUAGGCUACACUAUCAAAGUUUCUGUGAUCACAAUAGGAAUUUUGCAUAAGUAUAAAUUCUAAGUUUUGAAGGAUUUGUAAGAAAUGUUUGAGGGAACUCGGUUCAGUGUUUAACAUUAGGAUUUAGGUCUAUUUGCUCAAACAUUUCACAAACCUUCAAAAUUUAGAAUUAUCUAUGCAAAUUUCCUAUUGUGAUCAAUUCUGCUUAUAUAUAUAUACAUAUCACUUUUUAGGUAGUUGUAUCUCUCCGUCAAUCCGUAGCUGUCUGUAAUAAUGUUUUCGCUUUUUAUUAGUAUUUUAUAAAACGUCUUUUCUUUUUAUAUAAGACUCUGUUAAUAUUAAAGUUGAAAUACAUAUAUAAUGCAUUAAUGGCUUUCUGUUCCAUAGCUUGAUCAACUGACAAGGCUUAAUAACAUGUUUAACUUUAUUGUAUAUUUUAUGCAGAGGCAUCCUUUAAGGCUAUGGUUAACUGCAGUCAUGCAAAGUUAGACUUGUGGUCUGACACUGCACUAUAUUUCUGAACAUGAAAGUCUUCUUUGAUACUUUUGAAUUUAAUUGCAAAGCGUGCAAUAUAUAUUGUUAUUAAUUAUUAUAACUUGUUCUCUUUCAGUUUUUGAAUAGAAAGUGAAAUUAGAACCUUUUUAAAGUUCUCUCUUAAAUUCUAAAUAUAAGUUUCAUUCAGUUCUAAUUGGAAUGAGAAACAUCUCAAAUUUUAAAGUAGACAAUUGGCUAAAGAUGCAUGAAUUUUAAAAACUGUUAUGAUUUAUGGAUUGUUUAAUUAAUGAACUAAAAUCCACCUUUUACGACAUUCUUCAGGGUUUUAUUGGCAAUGGAGUGCACUUGCUCCUGUCCUUUCCAAAAGUUGCUGGUAGUCGCUAUACUUCAUCAGAAUUUGUUGAUUUCAGUUGUGAGAUGGGAAAAGUAGGUCUACGACUAUUGUUUGUCUUUAAUUUUAUUAUAUGGAGUAAAAUACAUAAGGUAUAGCAAUUAUGUAGGGUUGGGCUUGCUGGCAUUCGUAUGCUUCUACAGGAAAUUGUUUUGGCAUGAACCAAUGGACGCCUUAUAAAACAUCGUUUUUAGUUGCCAAAAGUGCGAGAUCAAACAAUACCAAUGGACACGACAUUGAUAUUCUGCUCAGUACAUCACUACAUCACCAAUAUAUAAACGAAAUAAUAUGUAGAUUGUAUAGUCACGCAUAUAAAAAAGUUUUGAAUCUCUGGCUGUGAAAUAUACAACGACAUUUGCGGUUUCAAUGUGGUUGACCACGUUUACUGAGUGACAAAGAGUUGAUCUCCAUAAUUAGAAAAGGUUUUUAACUUGCCAUGGGGCUUUCCGUUUCAUUUUUUCGUGGUUAACCAUUGCUGACGUAAAUCCUGUGUGAAGAUUUGUAUAAGAAAGAUAUUUGCUACAAUUUUAGAGUACGUUGUCGUUGCUGGGUUAUUUUUAGUCGAUAAUCAAACGGUAAUAUGGCAAAUAUUUCAUCAGUGUUCGAUAAUUUGUUACUGUUUUACAUUUUCGAAAUUUGUUUGGUCAAAUUAAGUAUCUUUCCGAUCAAAUUUUGUGACCACGUGUAAACCGCGACUCUUUCAAAAACAAAAAAUUUAUAAUAAGUCUUUGUAUAUAGUGUAUAUAUAGAAUAACUUAAUAAAUAAAGUUAUAAAGAUAAGAGAGGCAUUUUCUGUCUGAUAAUAAUCUAUACUAUCUUGAUAUGUCUUAAUAUUUUAACAAGACUUUUAUAUACAUGCUAUUUAUUUAGGUUUAUAUACAAUGUCCAUUGAUAUUUAACGGAGUUUGUGUGAAAUUUUUCGGCUGUUUGGUUCUUCAGACCUUAGCUGGUAUUGGUCAUUUAGAAUUUGAUGAAACGCAAGCACAGGUAUUUUUUAGUGUCUAAGAUAAACUGUUGAAUGAUAUUAUAUAGUCGCUGGUUAUUCCCAACAGCCCUUAUAAUUCACACGUCCACUGACUAAAAAAAAUUCUCUCAAAUCCAAUAUAAAAUAUUUAUACGGUAGACGUGCAGUGGACGUGCAGAAGCAGGGGCGUAGGAGCCCCUGAAAAGAAACAAAAGUGUAGUUUUUGUGAUGAAAAGUGUCCUUUUUGUACAAGCUAGUGUCGCUGUAAACACUAAAUUAACAUCAAAGGUGCCCUUUUUGUUUGGAAAUUGGAUGUUUUUAAAAACAAUUUGGUCAAAAACGUACAAUUUCGGUAUAGUAUGGCGAGGAAAUUUUUCUUCCCCACCCCCCGUCGCCAACAUUUCUGGGAAAAAUUUGUUAGGUGCCCUUUUCAAUAUCCAAAAGUGCCCCCCCCCCCAAUGUUUUGAUGCUUCCUACGCCCCUGUGCAGAAGCUUAUUCUGGAUCACUCUAUCAGUUCCGUUGGAUCUUGAGAUAUAGCAAAGGGUCAUCUUUUAUUGACCUAGUGUUGCUACGUACAGGAGGAAAACUAGAUUAAACUAUAACAAAACUUUAUUUAUACUAGAUAUAGUUCUAACGGUUAAUUCUAAACUGUUUUCCCUAUAGAGGUUCAGUAGGGGUCAUCUCUUGUUGAUCCAGUGUUGCUACAGGAGGAAACCUAGACUAAACUAAAUAUAACUUUAUUCAUACUGGAUAAUUCUAUCGAUUCUAAACUGUUCUCCCUUUAGAAGUCCAAUAAGGGCCAUCCCCGGCAUUGAUCCAGUGUUACAGGAGGAAGCCUGAACCUAACUUUAUUUACACUGGGCAGCUCUAUCAGUUCCACACUCAGGUUCUUUCUAGAGGUCUACGUAUAAAACGUACGAGGUUCAUGUUCGUAGAGUGAAACCAUGUGUUCAUUUUUCAAUUAUAGGUUGAACAUGAUCUCAGGGUGGAAACAUUAAAGAAUUUAUCUGCUCCAGAAUAGAAACUUCUCGCGACUCUAAUAACGGGCUGGUAUUUGUCACACCGUUCAAGAAGUCGUCAGUAGAAAGAUUUAGAUUGGUGGAACGCGAAUCCAAUAAUUCGACGAAUCUCGAAGUAAAAAUUACAGUAGUUACAAACGUAUGAGGAGAUAAUUCCUGGAACAACAAUAAACACAGGCACUAAAGCCCCGUUUAGACUACACACGUAAAAACUCGCGCAAGUUGUUUAAGAUCUGCAAACAAGUUGCAACCGAAAGUUGUUGUCAAGUCGAUAUAUUAUAGAAUGUUGUGACAAAUCUGGAACAAGUUGUUAUCACCGCCUUGUUACAAGGUUGAUGACGGUAACAGAUUUGCUACACGAGGGAU